Mesocestoides corti is the source of this 813-nucleotide messenger RNA. The record is from the annotation of a GenBank genome assembly. NCBI's taxonomy places the organism in Eukaryota, Metazoa, Platyhelminthes, Cestoda, Cyclophyllidea, Mesocestoididae.
AUGACCGAGGGAGCCGCCGCAACUGACGUUCCGAUGGAGCACGAAGUCGAGACGUUCGCCUUCCAGGCUGAGAUCGCUCAGCUUAUGAGCCUCAUCAUAAACACGUUCUACUCGAACAAGGAGAUCUUUCUGAGAGAACUCAUCUCCAACGGUUCUGAUGCUUUGGACAAGAUUCGUUACAUGAGUCUCACUGACCCCUCAGUGCUGGAUACGGAGAAGGAGUUGUGCAUCAAGAUAAUUCCCGACAAGGCUAAGGGCACCUUGACUAUAAUCGAUACUGGCGUGGGGAUGAAGAAGGCGGACUUGGUGAACAACCUUGGUACUAUUGCACGUUCGGGCACGAAGGCAUUCAUGGAGGCGUUGAACGCUGGUGCCGACAUCUCCAUGAUUGGCCAAUUCGGUGUGGGUUUUUACUCGGCGUACCUAGUGGCAGACAAGGUGCAGGUGAUCUCGAAGAACAAUGAUGACGAGCAGUACCUGUGGGAGUCUUCAGCCGGUGGUUCAUUCACUAUUCGGCAGUACGACGAGGAGCCACUAGGACGUGGGACUAAGGUGAUUCUCUACAUAAAGGAGGAUCAAUCGGAGUACUUGGAGGAGCGUCGAAUUCGUGAAGUGAUCAAGAAGCACUCGCAAUUCAUAAGCUAUCCAAUAAAGUUGUAUGUGGAGAAGGAGAGGACGAAGGAGGUGUCGGACGACGAGGAGAUGAAGGAAGAUGAGAAGGCGGAAGGUGGGGAUGCUGAGGCGGCGGAGGAGGAGGAGGAGAAGAAGAAGAAGGGUGAUGAGCAGCCUGACGUGGAGGAUCUGGACGAGGAU